AUGGCACCAUCAGCAAGAUGGCCUUCGACAGAAGCCGAUGCGAGCCCAUUGGGUCAGCCGCUGAAGUUCGAGUUCAGUGGCCGGACGACCCCGAAUCGCUUCCUCAAGGGUGCAAUGACUGAACGGAUAUCGUCUUGGUCGCCUACUGAUGUCAAGUCGAGGGGUGUUCCGUCGAGGGAGUUGAUUAAUCUCUAUAGGCGGUGGGGAGAGGGGAACUACGGCGUCAUCCUAACCGGCAACGUAAUGAUCGACCCCGAGCACCUCGAAGCCGCAGGCAACCCCAUCGUCCCCCGUGACGCUCCCUUCGAAGGCGAGCGGUUCGAGCGGUUUAAGGCGUUGGCCACCGAGACGAAGAAGGGUGGCGGUGCUCUGCUCGUCGCGCAGGUCAGCCAUCCGGGUCGACAGGUCAGUGAUCGGAUUCAGAAGAAUCCGAUUAGUGCCAGUGCGGUGCAGUUGGAGGGGGAGAUGAUGGGAAUGACGUUUGCGAAGCCGAGGGAGGCUAGUCAGGAAGACAUUGAUGGGGUGAUUGAUGGUUUUGCCCAUGCCGCGGAGUACUUGGAGAAAGCAGGCUUUGACGGUGUUGAGCUGCACGGAGCCCACGGCUACCUCCUAGCCCAAUUCAUCUCUCCCACCACCAACCAGCGGACCGACAAAUACGGCGGCUCCCUCGAGAACCGCUCCCGCAUCAUCAUCGAAGUCGCCAACGAGAUCCGCCGCCGCACCAAACCUGGAUUCAGCGUCAGCAUCAAGCUCAACAGCGUCGAGUUCCAAGAAGCCGGCCUCCAGACCGAUGAGGCACGCGAGAUCUGCAGCAUCCUAGAGACCAACGGCUUUGAUUUCGUCGAGCUGAGCGGCGGCACCUACCAAAAACUCGCCUUCGACUACGACCUCAUUGAACGCGAAAGCACGAAGCGACGCGAAGCCUUCUUCAUGACCUUUGCCGAAAUGAUCGCUCCCGCCCUGUCGAAGACGAAAGUCUACGUCACCGGCGGGUUCAAGACGGUAGGCGCAAUGAUCGAGUCUCUCCAGACCGUCGACGGCAUCGGCAUCGCGCGUCCAGCAUGCCAGGAACCUCGCCUGCCAAAGGACAUCUUAUCCGGCAAAGUUAAGGGAGCGAUCAAGAUGCAGUUCGACGAGAACGACUUCGGGAUUCAACUGAUCGCUGCUGGAACGCACAUGCAGCAGAUUGGGAAUGACAAUGAGCCGGUUGAUUUGAGUAGCACGGAGAACGUGGAAGCUUUUAAGAAGGAUAUGGGAGUUUGGGCGCAGAGGAUGGGGGAGGAUAAGGAGGGGCGGUUGCAGGCGUAUGUGGAUGUUACGAGUGUGCCGGCGGUGCCUUAUGGGACUGCUGUUGCUCCGCUGAGCUAG
Saxophila tyrrhenica is the source of this 1368-nucleotide messenger RNA. RefSeq lists its product as uncharacterized. Lineage: Eukaryota; Fungi; Ascomycota; Dothideomycetes; Mycosphaerellales; Extremaceae. Gene Ontology annotation, molecular function: FMN binding; oxidoreductase activity. Bases 1 to 1368 code for a protein of 455 amino acids. The record is from RefSeq and is a predicted model, not a curated record. The transcript has 4 exons.